UCAGUUUUUUUCCCUACCUAGGCUCCAUGCGGGAGAUAUGGAAGAUCACAGGCCUCGAGUUAGCUGCGGGAUUUGGGAGGGCUUGACCGACUGGAGGUGAUGGAGGGCUAAAGGACUUCGAGUGGUGUGCCUAGGAUACCCACACACACUUCGUAUGGAUAGGGAAACGGAGCCCGCGAACGGUGGGAGGAGCCCCCAUUCCUGAGAUUUCACUAGCGCCAACUGUAAGAGGUUCUCCAGGACGGGGCUCACAAGUCUAGACUCAAUUUGAGCUCAUAGUUUACCUAGCCUUCUGGCUCCGUACCUGUCGGUGACCUUGAGCCAGCCCUUAGAUCCCUCUGUGUUCAGAAGUUCAUUCCUCCGUCCCAGGUCAGCGAUUAGGUUCUUAGGAAGCCAGCCUGAGGUCUUUGACUCUUCCCAGGCCGGCGCCUAAUAAACAACACCCCUUAGGAGCACCCCACUCCGUCUCUUAGCUCAGAUUGAUGUCUCAGUGUGAUAAAGACUUCAGCCUGCCUUCUCCAAGGUUUCCCGUUGACAUGGAAUAUGGGACCAUGGUGAAAGUGGGGCUUUAAUAAAACAAAGUCUUGGCUUCGGUAGAGUGUACUCGGAACACCUGUUUACCCUAGCUUUCAGCGUCCCCUUCAAACACUGAUCGGUCAGGAAUUCAGGAAAACCCAAGAAGAGAGGUGUGUGUGUGUGUGUGUGUGUGUGUGUGUGUGUGUGUGUGUGUGUGUGUGACAAAUCCAGGGAGAUCUGUGAUCCAGUAGUAAUUGUUAUAACUGACAUGGGAAUGGUACCAAGUGAGGAAGGGUGGAAGGUGGGGCCAGGCUGAAAUGCCCUUGCUCUAAGCAGCUCUGAGUCCCAGGAAGAGGACAUUCAUGGAGCUGUUGAGAAGACUGUAUUCCCUAGUAGUUCCUACCAUGUUCUUUUAUUCUCUGAAUUUUCGGACUCUUCGGCAGUUCCCUGCACCCUGCCUUCCUUUCUUGGGUGCCCCCACUUCUCCAUUCUGGGUCCCCAGAGCCUCUUUGACUUUGCCUUAAUUGAAGGCCCAUGGGAACCUCAGGAGCAGUGUUGGGGUAUUGGGGAAACAAGUUGUUUAACAAGCCCAUGUAUCCCAGCCUCCCUUGGCUCGGCUCAUCUUAUUGGCAUGUGUUCUCAGGUGGAACUUCAUGGCUAGACUCCAAGACAUGCACACACAGGUUCUUGGAACACACCAGUCCUCACCCCCACCGUGAUGACACAGUGGCAGACACACCCCUCCCUAGAUAUUUAGUCCCUCGUCCUUUGCUGGCUGUGGAGCAAAUUGGGCGGCGGCCUCUGUGGGCCCAGUCCCUGGAGCUGCCCGGGCCAGCCAUGCAGCCCUUACCCACUGGGGCAUUCCCAGAGGAAGUGACAGAGGAGACCCCUGUCCAGGCAGAGAAUGAACCGAAGGUGCUAGACCCUGAGGGGGAUCUGCUGUGCAUAGCCAAGACGUUCUCCUACCUUCGGGAAUCUGGGUGGUACUGGGGUUCUAUUACAGCCAGCGAGGCCCGGCAGCACCUACAGAAGAUGCCGGAGGGUACAUUCCUAGUUCGAGACAGCACCCACCCCAGCUACCUGUUCACACUGUCAGUCAAAACCACCCGUGGCCCCACCAACGUGCGGAUCGAGUACGCCGAUUCUAGCUUCCGGCUGGACUCUAACUGCUUGUCAAGACCUCGAAUCCUGGCCUUCCCAGAUGUGGUCAGCCUUGUGCAGCACUAUGUGGCCUCCUGUGCAGCUGACACCCGGAGCGACAGCCCGGAUCCUGCUCCCACCCCAGCCCUGCCUAUGUCUAAGCAAGAUGCACCUAGUGACUCGGUGCUGCCUAUCCCCGUGGCUACUGCAGUGCACCUGAAACUGGUGCAGCCCUUUGUGCGCAGGAGCAGCGCCCGCAGCUUACAACAUCUGUGUCGGCUAGUCAUCAACCGUCUGGUGGCCGACGUGGACUGCCUACCCCUGCCCCGGCGUAUGGCCGACUACCUCCGACAGUACCCCUUCCAACUCUGACUGAGCCAGGCACCCUGCUCUGCCUCACACAGUCACAUCCUGGAGGGAACACAGUCCCCAGCUGGACUUGGGGUUCUGCUGUCCUUUCUUCAGUCAUCCUGGUGCCUGCAUGCAUGUGACAGCUGGACCAGAGAAUGCCAGCAAGAACAAGGCAGGUGGAGGAGGGAUUGUCACACAACUCUGAGGUCAACGCCUCUAGGUACAAUAUGGCUCUUUGUGGUGAGCCAUGUAUCAGAGCGAGACAGGCAGGACCUCGUCUCUCCACAGAGGCUGGACCUAGGUCUCCACUCACUUGCCUGCCCUUGCCACCUGAACUGUGUCUAUUCUCCCAGCCCUGGUUUCUCAGUCUGCUGAGUAGGGCAGGCCCCCUACCCAUGUAUAGAAUAGCGAGCCUGUUUCUGGGAGAAUAUCAGCCAGAGGUUGAUCAUGCCAAGGCCCCUUACGGGGACGCAGACUGGGCUAGGGGACUACACAGUUAUACAGUAUUUAUUUAUUUAUUCUCCUUGCAGGGGUUGGGGGUGGAAUGAUGGCGUGAGCCAUCCCACUUCUCUGCCCUGUGCUCUGGGUGGUCCAGAGACCCCCAGGUCUGGUUCUUCCCUGUGGAGACCCCCAUCCCAAAACAUUGUUGGGCCCAAAGUAGUCCUGAAUGUCCUGGGCCCAUCCACCUGUGUAUGGAUGUGCCCACUUUUUUCUCCCAAGCCUCUUUUGGGAGGCUGGGUGGCCAGACAGACAGGAGCCAGAAACACAAGGGCUCCCACUCUUCUCCUCACAGGGCAGCACCAUGGCUUCAUAGAGCUGGCUUCUCUAUGUUGUGCCCCACCUCACCCCCCUGCCGAGGGGCGUGUGCUGGGUCGGGAAGUGGAUGCUUAUCCAAGGGCCGCAGAUGUAGCUCCCUUGUGUCCGUUUCCUGCCUAGGAAGUUGCCUGCACGUGAGAGAGGGAGAAAUACAUACACACCUAACAAGACUUUAGAAAACAAGUGUUAGAACACAAGAACCAGUUUGGGAGUUUUUCUUCCACUGAUUUUUUUCUGUAAUGAUAAUAAAAGUAUGCCUUCCACUUAUGAAGCCUUCA
Mus musculus (house mouse) is the source of this 3101-nucleotide messenger RNA. It is a transcript of the gene Cish, whose product is annotated as cytokine inducible SH2-containing protein. Lineage: Eukaryota; Metazoa; Chordata; Mammalia; Rodentia; Muridae. The record is from RefSeq and is a predicted model, not a curated record. The coding region runs from base 1051 to 2028 and encodes 325 amino acids. Gene Ontology annotation, biological process: intracellular signal transduction; protein ubiquitination. The transcript is spliced from 3 exons.